This is a messenger RNA of Misgurnus anguillicaudatus (oriental weatherfish), 3250 nucleotides long. It is a transcript of the gene ptprr, whose product is annotated as protein tyrosine phosphatase receptor type R. The record is from RefSeq and is a predicted model, not a curated record. Gene Ontology annotation, biological process: protein dephosphorylation; signal transduction. Gene Ontology annotation, molecular function: protein kinase binding; protein tyrosine phosphatase activity. NCBI's taxonomy places the organism in Eukaryota, Metazoa, Chordata, Actinopteri, Cypriniformes, Cobitidae. Gene Ontology annotation, cellular component: cell junction; cytosol; plasma membrane.
UCGCUAAAAUGAAUCAGCUCAGCGCUACAGAAAGCAAACAGGGUGUGUGAUGCUCAGUCGAUGCAGAAUUAUUAUUGUAUUAAAACAGAUAAUAUUGCAUUAUUGUCUUAACUACGGGCCUUUCUUGAUCAACAUAAAGCGAUGUCUUCGUAAAACAACAAGAAGGAUUGUUUCAUCAUGUUGGGAAAAACGGCGUUUGUUGUUAUUUCUUCAUUGCUUGGAUUGCACAUCACAGGAGCCAUCUCUGCAGAAGAUGAUGUUUAUCAUGUCCGGACAGAUGGGCUCCCCAGGCCCGUGUACCAGCGGGCGGGUAUCAUCGGUCAUGAAAAGUUUCCAGAUUUUAACGCAGAAAUAUUUUACGGGCAAUCUCGUCCACGGGUAGCCAAGUUGAAACAAGGCAUGUUUCUGGAGUCCCAUUUUCCAAAAGUCCAUCAAAGGCAUUCAAAAAACAACUUUUUGCCCAGAUCCAGAUCUAGUGUGGAGAGCAAGCCCUUAUCCGCCCACCGUACGCUCACAAUGGAGGAAAAGAAUGACAUUGAACUGUACGUGUCGUCCGUGGGAGUAUCAGAAGCCGUGUCACAUGAGGAAAUGAUACGUUUGCUUAACAUCAACACAUUGCACCACAGUUCUGGACUGUUUAGCACCACUGAAGCACCCACUGAGAGGAAUGUUUUUAAAGACCAUCAUGAGAAGAACAACGUGUGGGACAAAGAGGGCUUUUGUGUGCUGGUCAUCUGCAUCACGAUACUCAUCAUCAUCUUUACCUGUUUAAUGGUGCUUUACCGACUAAAAGAGAAGAAAUUCUUGGAUCAGCAGCUUAAAGAUCCAUCCCCAGCCAUCCGGGACCUGACGCCAGUCCCUGUUCAGGGUGCUCAGCCCUCUCUGACCCUUAAGAACAGCAUGGUACAGGCCAACCAGACAUCCACAACCAGUGCCACAAACAUCAACAGCACGAGCUUCCCAUCCUGCAACAUCAACAUCCAUCAGACUCAAUCCAGUGUCACCUCAGAGCCGCAGUGCUCCACCUCUCACACCGUCACUGAACUCAAACCCUGCUGGUCCUCAACACAUUCACCAUUUAAGAUGAAGCCCGUCGCAGGCCUGCAGGAACGACGGGGCUCUAAUGUAUCACUGGUGCUGGAUAUGAGCGCAUUGGGUUCGGUGGAGCCCAUGAUUUGUGGGGUCGUGACCCCACGUGAGCGCGUGACUCAGGAAUACCUGCAGUCAGCGGGUCGUGCCCUCUCGCGGGAACAGCUGCGUGACAUCACACAAAACAUCCAGAUGCUGAAUGCUGAGUUUGCUGAAAUUCCCAUGAACUUUGUGGAUCAGAAAGAGCUGGAUAUCCCAAAUCAUGGAUCAAAAAACAGAUACAAGACCAUUCUGCCAAAUCCACAUUCCCGAGUUGUAUUGAAGACCAAGAACACAAAUGACCCGCUCAGUAGUUACAUUAAUGCCAACUACAUACGAGGCUACCUCGGAGAUGAGAAGUCAUUCAUUGCCACUCAGGGUCCAAUGAUCAACACAGUGAACGACUUCUGGCAAAUGGCGUGGCAGGAAGACUCUCCCGUCAUUGUUAUGAUCACUAAACUGAAAGAGAAAAAUGAAAAAUGUGUGCUGUACUGGCCUGAGAAGCGAGGGAUUUAUGGGAAGGUGGAGGUCUUUAUUAAUAAUGUGAAGGAGUGUGACCAUUAUAUAGUUCGCACCCUUAUACUGAAGAAUGGGGGCCAGACCCGCAAGGUCCAGCACUACUGGUAUACGUCAUGGCCAGACCAUAAGACCCCAGAGAGCGCUGGACACCUGCUGCAGUUAGUCAAUGAUGUUGAGGAAGACAGAAGAGAUUCUUCAUCCUCUGGACCUGUUAUUGUUCACUGCAGUGCUGGAAUCGGUCGAACAGGGUGUUUCAUCGCCACAACAAUCGGCUGUCGUCAGUUACAGCUGGAGGGAAGCGUUGAUGUGCUGGGAAUCGUUUGCCAACUUAGGACAGACAGGGGUGGUAUGAUCCAGACUGAGGAACAAUAUGAAUUUGUGCAUCAUGCCUUGAGUCUCUAUGAGAGUCGACUUACUGAAGAUCCUGGACAAUGAGCUUUCAAACAAGAGGAGUUUUCAUACCAGUUUUACCUAAAAUGAGCAUCUCUUAAGAGAUCUGUUAGUGACGCAGGGUUUCUGAAUCAUGAGAGAGACAGCAGAUGAUUGUUUGUGAAGAUGGAUCUUCAUGGAUUUGUGAAAAUCUUGCCUUUGGCAUUGUCGUUUGAAAUCCGGUGUCAUCAGCGAGCGUAACUGUUAUCAGUUCUAAUUCUUAUCGUAACCUUUCAUUAGCUUACUGCGCUUGUGAGUCCUGUUUUUCGUUGUGGGUUUCAGCUUCACUAAUAAGUGUUUUUAACACUGCAGCAUAGGGACCACUUAUAUACAAAUAAGUUUUUAUUUGUUUGUUGUUUACUGGUUAUGAUAACAUUAUCUGGGCAUUUCACAGGUACAACAUCAGGUACAAAUAUUUUACUGUAACAAUGAUUUAUAUUCAUCUCAGUUCUGAUGGGGUUUUUCUACAGCACCACAGUCAAAGAAAUUUUGGGUUGGAGUCAAAGUCGUACCCAGAAAGUUCCUUGUGCUGCUUAUCAUUGAUAAGUAAAUAUUCAAAACCAUUGACAAAAAACUAAACACACUUGGCAAAAACAUACAAUUAAUAUGUUGUUUAAUAAGUUGUAUAAUCUUGUAGGAUAAUAUUGAACUUUUUCUCAAAUCCAGCUGUAGUGUGAAGUUUCAUAUAUCUUGGGACCACCGGGGUCUUGCUGCUAUCUAUUACGUCAAUGGUUUAUGUUGUACGAGAGUGAAUAUUUCUAGGGCAUUUGUUUUUCUAUUGUAUUUAUUUGUAUGAUGAUUAUUGUUAUUUCUUGAUACUUUUAUAAAUGAUUGAUAUUGUCAGUGCAAAAUGUUGUGCUACAGUAUAUAACUCCCACUAUGUGGCUUAUUGGUAGGCAGUAAGUGACUUGUUUUCCUAUUUAUGCUUAUUGAUUAUUAAUGUGAAACCUGUAAAUAAUCAAUUGUCCAUUAUAACCACACAAAUAAUAUAAUGUUUAGAUAUAGAUUUAUUGAUGCUUCAAUUAAGUAUAAACAUCCCGAACUGAUGAGAUGUGCUUUAUGUAAGUAAAUUAAUAUAUGUGUAUAGAAAGAGAUGCUUUAUAAUGUAGACAUCUUCUGAAGUUCAAACAAAGCAUCAGAAUUGAAAAUAAAGAUGACUUUCUUGGGACUAUGA